CCCUUUCCUUAGAACGGUCCGCCCCUCUCCGCUGCGUUUUCCAAGGAUUUACUUCGCUUCUGAUCUCAGUCUUUUUUCAGUGAUUUUCCGACAUUGAAACAGCAUGCCUAUAAUUCGCAUAAAACUUCUGGGAUUCGUUUCAGCCCUUCUCGUCUCCGUUCCCGCAGUCUUUGCAGCCUUCGGAGUGACAACCUCCGGGAACAACUUGCUUGUUGACUCGGGAGCAGGUUUGGUCACCACCAUUAACAAAGCCAACGGCGACAUUACCUCACUCAAUUUCAACGGAAAACAACUGCAAGACCAGUCUAAAUUUACCCAGCUCAGCUCAGGACUGGGGUCAGCGACAGUCACUUCUUCCGUUGCUAACAACAUUGCGGUAGUCACCAUCAAGACCAGCACUAUCACCCAUUAUUAUAUCGUUCGUUCUGGCACCAACACGCUUAACAUCGGUACGUUUGCCUCUGCCGAACCCAGCGUCGGAGAACUUCGUUUUAUCGCACGACUAAGCAAAUCUGCCUUGCCAAACGGACCUGUCCAAUCGGAAAUGCAAGGCGGAACCGCUAUUGAAGGAUCGGAUGUUUUUAACGUGAACGGUCAGACGAGGUCUAAAUUCUACUCCAGUGUCCGCUUUCUGCAAGACCAGGUUCACGGGGUUACUGGCAGUGGCGUUGGUGCAUACGUGAUCAUCCCUGGCGUCGGAUACGAGACUUCAUCUGGAGGUCCAUUCUUCCGUGAUAUUGAUAUUCAAGGCAGUGAUCAGCAGGAGGUCUAUUUUUACAUGAAUUCCAACCAUGAACAAACAGAAUCUUACCGCACUGGUUUCUUUGGACCAUAUGCCCUUGCGAUAACUACCGGUGGCGCGCCUUCAGCAAACCUUGAUACAAGUUUCAUGGACAGCUUGGGUCUUCAAGGAUACGUCCCGGCUUCUGGACGUGGCACUGCUUCUGGAACGUACUCGGGCACUCUUGCAGGCAUUCCCGUCACCAUUGGAUUCAAGAACUCUGCUGCGCAAUACUGGGCAACUGGUUCAGGGGGAUCUUUCAGUCGUCCCUCGAUGAAGCCGGGAACGUACUCCGUCACCUUGUAUCAAGGUGAACUAGAAGCCGGAAGUGGUUCCGUCUCCGUCAGCGCCGGGAGAACAUCCACAGUGACUUUGACGUCUACUCUCAGUAGACCCAGCACUAUCUGGAAUAUUGGAACGGUUGAUGGAACGCCUGCGGGGCUUCUCAACGCUGACAAAAUCGAAAAAAUGCACCCAUCGGACAGCAGAAUGAGUAAGUGGGGUCCCGUGACGUUCACGGUUGGUUCAAGUUCGGCUUCGUCCUUCCCAAUGGCACAAUUCAAAGCUGUGAACAACCCUACGACUAUCAAAUGGACCGCAAGCUCUUCACAAAUCGGUGCACGUACUCUACGUAUUCGGACUACUGAAUCCUUUGCAGGCGGAAGACCUGCAGUCGUCGUGAAUUCCUGGAACUCUCCUCAGCCGGCAGCACCUACAAAGAUUGACUCUCGAGGAGUAACCCGAGGAACCUGGCGUGGUCUUAACGAAAUCUACGACUUCUCCAUUCCAGCAGGUACUUUGGUCGCAGGAUCGAACACCAUACAAAUUAAUACCAUCAGCGGUAGUGAUGGGGAUACUUUCCUGAGUCCGAACUUCGUUUACGACUCAAUUGAGUUGUUCUAAAGAACACGCUAUCGAAUCCGUGAAGUAGUUGUAAGCUACAAACAGCAAAGCGAGUGUAUAUCGCCGAAAAAAUAUCAUCUAUUUUUUCUUUAACAUCAAGAAUGCGAAAUCUGCCACGGCGAAUACAUUUUCUAUACUAAUACGCAGUACAACAAGACUAAUUAGUCCAGUU
Messenger RNA from Marasmius oreades (fairy-ring Marasmius), 1856 nucleotides. RefSeq lists its product as uncharacterized. Bases 104 to 1684 code for a protein of 526 amino acids. Lineage: Eukaryota; Fungi; Basidiomycota; Agaricomycetes; Agaricales; Marasmiaceae. The transcript is spliced from 17 exons. Gene Ontology annotation, molecular function: carbon-oxygen lyase activity, acting on polysaccharides; carbohydrate binding. The record is from RefSeq and is a predicted model, not a curated record. Gene Ontology annotation, biological process: pectin catabolic process.